Messenger RNA from Eruca vesicaria subsp. sativa (arugula), 483 nucleotides. NCBI's taxonomy places the organism in Eukaryota, Viridiplantae, Streptophyta, Magnoliopsida, Brassicales, Brassicaceae. The record is from the annotation of a GenBank genome assembly.
AUGGCCAAUCUCCGAGGAGUCCUAACCAACGUAUCUUCCUACUGUCAACGCUCCUUCUCUCAAUCGCAUCUCCUAUGUCGACCACCGAUCAAAACUCCGACCAAUCUCAAUCAAACCCAAUCCAGACACAUCUCAACAACACUUACAAAACAAGCAACCUCGAAACACAGCGGCACGGAGCAAGGCGUGAAACGAAACAGCGCAGAUCACAGACGUAGACUGCUCGCGGCGAGAUUCGAGCUCAGAAGGAAGCUCUACAAAGCGUUUUGCAAGGAUCCGGAGCUUCCUAGCGAAAUGAGAGAGAAGAAUCGUUAUAAGCUGUCGAAGUUACCGAGGAACAGUGCGUUUACGAGGAUAAGGAAUAGGUGUGUGUUUACUGGUCGGUCUAGGUCGGUUACGGAGCUGUUUCGGAUGUCGAGGAUUUGUUUUCGUGGGUUAGCGAAUAAAGGGGAGUUGAUGGGUGUUAAGAAAUCUUCUUGGUAA